This is a messenger RNA of Triticum dicoccoides, 1934 nucleotides long. RefSeq names its product ribosome biogenesis regulatory protein homolog. Gene Ontology annotation, molecular function: protein binding. The coding region runs from base 122 to 778 and encodes 218 amino acids. The record is from RefSeq and is a predicted model, not a curated record. NCBI's taxonomy places the organism in Eukaryota, Viridiplantae, Streptophyta, Magnoliopsida, Poales, Poaceae. Gene Ontology annotation, cellular component: nucleus. The transcript has 2 exons. Gene Ontology annotation, biological process: ribosome biogenesis.
CAAUUGUCUCAAAAAAAAAAAAACAGAAUCAGCAUCGCACGCAACCUCUCCUCCUCCCCAUUCAUGGCCAUCGGCAGGGCCGCAGGAGCUGGCCGAUUGGAUUCGGCGACCUGACGAGGGCAUGUGCGCCGAUGUUCCUCCUCCAGCUCCCAGUCACAGGCGCCGCCACCAUCGACCAGAUCUUCACCACGGCCCCUCGCACCACCUCGUCGCCGGCGCGUCCUCCAGGGCAGAGCUGUGGGAGGAGUCCCUGCGGAAGGCCACGGAGCUGGCGCAGGCCGUCGCCAACGCCCUCUUCUCGCUGCCGGCCACCGAGGGUUGCGACGGCCCCGUCGUCCGCCUCCCGCCGCCCACCAAUCGCCUACCCCGCGAGAAGCAUGUGAGAAUACUGCAUCCCGUCAUGUUCCAGCUCCAGAGUGCCGUCUAUCCGACCGGGCAUUAUUAUGUCAGCAUGAGCAUUGGGGAUCCGGCCAAGCCUUACUUCCUGGGUAGCCCAAGUUUGCUUGACUGUUUGUUGUGCAGUCCUUUAUUCUGUAACUGUACCUACACUCCCAUGGCAUGCAGUGUCAUUUGUUUCUUGUAUUCUUUUGUGCAUGUGUUGUGCUGGUUAAUACAUGGCGAGCCUUCGUCAAGCACACUAGCCUUGGUUGCAAGAGACCAACACCAUGAGCUAGCUUCCUUUCUUGCUUGGUUCACAAGUGUAAGUCAAACAAUAGCAAUGCAAGAACUAGAAUUUCACCUAAUAGAAUGUUAUUUAAAUCAUUCUGUUUUGCUUUAAGGAAACAACACAACAUAUAUUAUUCAUAGUGGAAUGAGAUGAUUUUGAUUGGAAUUUGUAGUUAAAGAAAGAGAAUAAAAUACUUUUAAUAAUAUCACUGAUUUUAUAUGCUCAGUAGAGUAGGAAGAAUUGCAAGACUUUGUAUGACAAUUCUGAAUUCUUCUCAAACUGAACACAUAGUAUGCUGAAGCAAAUGAUUUAUGUAUUGUUUUGUAGCAGUUUGGAUUAUUUUGAGAACCUCUUUUAGGAGUUUGGAAUACUCUAAGAAAUUACUGUACGAAUUGAGCAUACUCUGAGCACCACAUGUACCUGUUGCGCGCCACGACGUCUGACACAGGUCAUGUUUCUCUCCAUUCUCCUUCUCUAGCUCCCUCCCCCUAGAUUCCAUUGUGGCUUUUAUGUGAAAGAGGCUAGAUCAUGAACAUCUGCGGUGAGCUUUUGUGCUACUUUAUUUUCAGAGCGAUUACUAGUAUUGCCAAUGUCAGCAGAUACUUUAUUUAUUUUGUGAUGCACUUCGCUCAAAUUAUUUUAUUUUGUUUAGAUAUAAUUUCAACAAGUGAACCUGGAAUUGUUUGUGUUUGCAACAAAUACAUAUUUUUCUGUUGGCUGAAAUUAUGCCCCUUUUGAUCAUGUGAGGUAUUUGCUACUAGAAGUUUAGUACAACCCUAUUUUGCAAAAAAGGCACAACCCUUCAUUUUAUUUAACUUGGCAAGAAAAGUUGUUUAAUUAUCUUAAAGUUGCCUCCAAGAUGAUUAUUCAAUGCGUGCUGGAAGAAGUUUUAUCGUAAACUAUCAAGCAUUGUGAACUAAUUUGGCUUUUGUUCAUGUUUUUUAGACGCUUGGUCAGCCUCAUGUCUACUUUUGUCAGAUGUAUCAGCUGAACUGAGGCACUUCACUGAAUAUAUUGGUGGCCCAUGAGGCUCCUAGGCAUUUUUUCUGAAGAUACAUGUCACUUGAGGUUUGGAUGGAGUACGGGCAACAAUGUCUUAACUUUAGGAUCACUCUCUGAGUUCCCAAAGUCACAUACUUCCAUUUUUUUUUGCCUUUUUUCAUUGUCAUACUCUUUUGGUUAGCCUGUUGGAUAAAACAUGGUGGGUAAUACUUGCGUGGCAACAAUUAUUAUGUUCCCAUGAAAUUAACCCUUUUCUUCUUUGUUA